Andrographis paniculata is the source of this 3956-nucleotide messenger RNA. RefSeq names its product protein transport protein SEC31 homolog B. Bases 257 to 3601 code for a protein of 1114 amino acids. Gene Ontology annotation, biological process: endoplasmic reticulum to Golgi vesicle-mediated transport; COPII-coated vesicle cargo loading; endoplasmic reticulum organization. Gene Ontology annotation, cellular component: COPII vesicle coat; endoplasmic reticulum exit site. Gene Ontology annotation, molecular function: structural molecule activity; protein binding. NCBI's taxonomy places the organism in Eukaryota, Viridiplantae, Streptophyta, Magnoliopsida, Lamiales, Acanthaceae. The transcript is spliced from 22 exons. The record is from RefSeq and is a predicted model, not a curated record.
UGACAUGGAAAAUAAUUUUUCAUUCCAACGGGAACAGAGAGAGAGGGCUGAUACGAUACGAACCUAAGCUUACAAAAAACUAAAGAAAACCCCUAGAGAGAGAGAGAGAGAGAGAGAGAAAAUUGAGCGCACUCAACUCUCGAUCUGCAUCCAUUUCUCUCACUUGUUCGUAGAUCUCCGCUCGCGGUUUUCCGAUUUGUAUAGGUGUGGAAUCUCCCGGCGUGCAUCUUGAUUGGGGGAUUCGUAAGAUUCUGUAAUGGCGGGAUAUAUAAAGUGGGUGAACAGAUCGGCGUCGACUGCGUUCGCGCCGGACGGUGCGUAUAUCGCAGCGGGUACCAUGGCGGGGGCGGUGGAUUUGCAAUUCAGCUCCUCCGCAAAUAUCGAUAUUUUCGAGCUUGAUUUCGUGUCGGACGAUCGGCAGCUUUCGCUGGUGGGUUCUGCACCGAGUUCAGAGCGUUUCAAUCGGCUUUCGUGGCAGAAAGGGCCGGCGAAUUCUGAGGAGUAUUCUCUUGGGAUCAUAGCCGGAGGUCUCGUCGAUGGCAACAUUGGGCUUUGGAAUCCGAAGCCCCUUAUAUGUAAAAAGGGUUCUGAUACAAGUGAGAAUCCAGUUGUGGCUACUCUUUCAAGACACAAAGGACCUGUCCGUGGAUUGGAGUUUAAUUCUCUCACCCCAAACCUUCUUGCUUCUGGUGCUGAUGAUGGUGAAAUUUGUAUAUGGGAUGUCUCAAAACCAUCAGAACCAAGUCAUUUUCCUCCGCUGAAGGGUAGUGGAUCUGCAACGCAAGGUGAAAUUUCAUUUUUGUCCUGGAACAGCAAGGUUCAGCACAUACUGGCCUCUACUUCAUAUAAUGGGACAACAGUGGUGUGGGAUCUGAAGAAACAGAAACCAGUUAUAAGUUUCUCAGAUUCUGUUAGGAGGAGGUGCUCUGUUCUGCAGUGGCAUCCUGAUGUUGCUACUCAACUCAUUGUUGCUUCAGAUGAAGACGGUUCACCUUCUCUCAGGCUGUGGGAUAUGCGCAAUAUAAUGACUCCAGUGAAAGAGUUUGUUGGGCACACCAAAGGUGUAAUUGCUAUGUCAUGGUGUCCUAUUGAUAGCUCUUAUCUUCUUACCUGUGCCAAAGAUAAUCGUACAAUUUGCUGGGACACACUAAGUGGAGAGAUUGUGGCUGAAUUACCUGCUGGAACCAAUUGGAACUUUGACGUACACUGGUAUCCUAAGAUCCCUGGAGUCAUAUCAGCAUCUUCAUUCGAUGGGAAAGUUGGCAUCUAUAAUAUAGAGGGUUGUGGUAGGUAUGGUGUCGGAGAGGGUGAUUUUGGAACAGGUGGACCUUUGAGGGCUCCAAAAUGGUACAAGCGAAAAGCUGGAGUUUCAUUUGGUUUUGGAGGCAAGCUUGUAUCAUUUCAUUCUACUGAAUCUCCUUCUGGUUCGUCAGAGGUUUAUGUGCACAAUUUAGUUACAGAACAUGAUUUGGUUAGUCGAUCAUCUGAAUUUGAAACCGCACUCCGAAAUGGGGACAGAUCAGCACUGAAGCUUUUGUGUGAAAGGAAAUCUCAGGAAUCUGAGACUGAUGAAGAGAAGGAGACAUGGGGGUUCAUGAAGGUUAUGUUCAAUGAGGAUGGGACUGCAAGGUCAAAGUUGCUUUCCCAUCUUGGCUUCAGCCUUCCUGCUGAAGAAAGCAAUACUUCAGAAAAUGAUGUCUCAGAGCAACUGAGUUCACUUGCUCUUGAUGAGGGUACCACUAAUAAAGGAGUUUCUGGUUAUAAAGAAUCUGCCUUAUUUGCAACUGACAAUGGUGAGGACUUCUUCAACAACCUACCAAGUCCAAGGGCUGAGACACCUGUAGCAAAUUCGAAGAAUGAAUUUGUUGUUGGAGACUCCAGGGAAUCACAACAAGAAAUUGAUGGGCAGGAGGAGAGUUCUGAUCCUUCUUUCGAUGAUGCUGUUCAACGGGCUUUGGUGGUUGGGGACUACAAAGGGGCAGUUGCACAAUGUAUUUCUGCAAAUAGGUUGGCAGAUGCUUUGGUCAUUGCUCAUGUUGGUGGUUCUUCCUUGUGGGAGAAAACACGUGAUCAGUUCCUCAAGACUAGUCAUUCACCCUACCUAAAGGUUGUUUAUGCCAUGUUAAACAACGACCUGAUGAGCAUAGCAAAUUCCAGACCACUGAAAUCAUGGAAGGAAACGGUUGCUUUAUUUUGUACUUUUGCACAGACAGAUGAUUGGACCCUGUUAUGUGACACUCUUGCUGCUAGACUGAUGGCUGCUGGUGAUACUACCGCUGCAACACUUUGUUAUAUAUGUGCUGGAAAUAUUGACAAGACAGUGGAAAUCUGGUCAAAGAAUCUGGCUAAAGAGCAUGAAGGAAAAUCCUAUUUAGACCGCCUACAGGAUUUAAUGGAGAAGACCAUUGUAUUUGCUAUGGCCACUGGACAGAAGCGGUUUAGUGCUUCAUUAUGUAAACUAGUUGAGAAAUAUGCAGAAAUACUGGCAAGUCAAGGUCUUUUAACUACAGCGAUGGAGUACUUGAAUCUUCUUGGGACAGACGAGUUGUCCACUGAACUUACAAUCUUACGUGACCGUAUUUCUCGAUCUACCGCACAAGAGAAAGAGAUUGAGAAGACCGUGGCAUACGAUAAUAGUCAAUUGCAAACUGGUCCUACAUAUGGCAAUCAAUCAAGUUAUGGUGGCCUUGAUACCACUCAGCGUUAUUAUCCGGAUGCAACAGGAUCCCAGAUGCAGCCAUCCAUUCAAUUUGGAAGACCCAAUACUCCUCCAACAUAUCAGUCAGUUCCACAACCUAAUAUGCAGCAACAUAGCAUGUUUGUUCCUACUCCUCCGGCUUCUGUUUCAGCUCCACCUCCAAUGGGAAGCUUUAAUCCACCUCCUGUUAAUACACAGACCCCUGCAAAGUUUGUUCCUUCAAACCCUCCUUUAAUAAAGAAUGUCGAGCAAUACCAGCAGCCACCUACUUUGAGUUCUCAGUUAUAUCCAGGGGCUGCAAAUCCAAGUUAUCAAGCUGGCCCCCCAGGCAUUUCUUCAUAUGGUGCCAAUGUUCCCCACGUUGGCCAAACUCCUGGGCAAAAGAUGCCGCAGGUUUUGGCUCCUACGCCUCCAACCAGAGGAUUUACGCCAGUGAGUAGUUCAGGGUUUCAAAGACCGGGGAUGAGUCCAGUGCAACCUCCUAGUCCGACUCAGCAUCCUGUUGCUCAUCCGCCUGUUACUCCACCUGCUCCACCGCCUACUGUACAGACUGUCGAUACUUCAAAUGUUCCUGCACACCAGAAGCCUGUUAUUGCAACUUUAACAAGGCUUUUUAACGAGACGAGUGAGGCAUUGGGAGGAUCACGAGCAAAUCCAGCUAAGAAACGGGAAAUAGAAGACAACUCAAAGAAGUUGGGUGCCUUGUUUGCUAAACUAAAUAGUGGAGACAUAUCUAAAAAUGCUGCCGAAAAGCUUGUACAACUCUGUCAAGCUCUUGACAGUGGUGAUUAUGGCACUGCCCUUCAAAUCCAGGUGCUUCUCACGACAAGUGAUUGGGAUGAAUGCAACUUCUGGCUAGCAACGCUGAAAAGAAUGAUCAAAACAAGACAGAACAUCAGAUAAACUAUGGAAAUCUACCCUGCUGCCGUACCUCCAUGAUUAAGCAUCGCUUCUCUCAGUUUGUGGAAUGAAUCAACAGACAUUGUACACAAGAAUUGUCGGCAGGUUUUUUGCCUUACAAAUUGAUCUCUAUUUUACCCUACUACCUUCUUUCUUACCAUAAUUUCUUUGGGAUUCCUUUCGAGCAGUUUCAAAGUGAUGGUGUUUUGUGGAUUGUGAUAGUUACUGCCAAAUGUUCUUCACAUUAUAUUAUUUAUGUAGUUGUGAGACAUAGAUGCCAUUUCAAUUGGAGCAUACAUACACUGUUGUAAUUUCCUCUCAGACAUGAAUUUUGGAAAACCACUCUCUUUUAAAAUCA